Messenger RNA from Mixia osmundae IAM 14324, 1347 nucleotides. RefSeq lists its product as uncharacterized. NCBI's taxonomy places the organism in Eukaryota, Fungi, Basidiomycota, Mixiomycetes, Mixiales, Mixiaceae. The transcript has 3 exons. The record is from RefSeq and is a predicted model, not a curated record. The coding region runs from base 1 to 1347 and encodes 448 amino acids.
AUGUACAUCAAAGAAUCGUCCAAAGGGGGCCUGCCCGCCAUCAAGGUCACAGAAGACAUACCUGUCGGAAGAGACGGUCUGACAACUGAAGGUGUCCUCGCUACCUUGCUCUCAGUUUCGGCGCGGCGUAUCUGGGAUCCCCGCUUUGACUCGCAAGAACUUAUAUCAUCUGACAAAGGCCUCGACGAGGCUUCCUAUACAGAGACUUUGCUGGGCCUUUACGGUCAUCUUGGCGCGCGUCAAGUUGCAGUGAGCAAAGGCAUUGACCGUGCCGAGCCAGGCUCUGACAAUGGAGAGAUCACGCUCAUCUCAACGGGCACGUCCAGCAAGUCUCGCGGUGGCACAGAAGGCAAGCUAGACGUUUCUGGCUGGCAGCUCACACCCGACGGCGACGCUAUCCUCGUCACUCACGUGGUCAAGCUCGACUAUAAAGACCGGAACAUGCCAAAGUUUGUCUCCAAGGUCCUGACUGCAGCUCAUGGCGGUGCUCCAAAGUUCUUGGCAGAAUACAUCAGCAAGAAUGGCCCAGCGCCCAUGUUUGUGCGCUGGGAAGCGGGAGAGGCGGCGUAUGUCACCGACAGAGGUGAUCCUCGAGAGGGUCAGGUCAAGUAUACCAUCGCAAAGUCUGGCGAGAAGGGAUCAGGCGAGCAGAAAGCUUGGUUCCAGUGGCCUUCGCAAGCAUUCGGACACGGAAUCUCGUUCGAGAUCAAGCCUUCUGGUGCUGCACAAGUCGCCAAAGUUGGCGGCUAUGACAACAUUGUUCAGUUCACUUGGAAUACGUCUGACUUUGACAAGUCUGGCUGUACUGUUGCUAUCGAGCCUGCGAACCUCAAGCGAUCUUCAGACGUUGAGGUCAAUGGCGAAAAGGUCACUCAGACUGCCGAUGCCCCCUCAGGCGGCGCGGCUAAGAAGAGCAGUAAGCCGACUUCGACGAAGAAGAAGAGCUCGAGAAGCAAGGAUGUCGAGGAAGGUGUAGCCGCAGGUGCAGGCGCGGCCGCUGCAGGCGCAGGUGCUGCUGCUGUUGCCUCCAAGCGCUCCCGUCGUCAACGCAGCUCGAGCGACGAAUCUAGCAAUCUGCCGCCUGCCAUCAAGAACUCGAGCGGAAGCAAACGGGAGAAGGCAAGUGAAUCACCGAGCGCGCCUGCUGCUGCUCCGGCGACGAACGGCUCCUCUAGUGGCUUCAUACUCGCACCUUCGCUGGUUGAGAAGACGCCGGAGGGACAGAAGCUCGUCCGUCACGAUGCAAUGCUGAUCCUCUCCGACUCACACUAUUAUUCGAGAUCACAAGUCUACUCUGGUCUCGGUGUGGGCGCACUUGUCUAUGCUAUCACCAAGCUCGUGCUCUAA